Penicillium paradoxum is the source of this 1155-nucleotide messenger RNA. RefSeq lists its product as uncharacterized. The record is from RefSeq and is a predicted model, not a curated record. The transcript has 4 exons. Lineage: Eukaryota; Fungi; Ascomycota; Eurotiomycetes; Eurotiales; Aspergillaceae. Bases 1 to 1155 code for a protein of 384 amino acids.
AUGUCCGGGGAUAAUGUUGAGGCGUGGACCUUGUUGUCCUUGGCUUUGAUCACAAUCAUCCUGCGCUGUGGUGUACGAUGGAAGCUCGUGGGACCGGCCAAUUUCCAGCUCGAUGAUUAUCUCAUGCCAUUGGCAGGAGUAUUCUUCACCCUCGAAACAGUAGCAGCCCACCUGGUCGGUGCCAAAUAUAAGGGAUUGACCAACAGCUAUAUGACACCGGAGCAGCGCGCAGCUCUCGACCCUAAUUCAGUGGAGUGGUCGAAUCGUGUUGCUGGAUCCAAGGUUCAAAUCAUUGGAUGGUCAUUAUACGCAGCUAUUCUUUGGCUUGUCAAGUUCAGUCUGGCGGUCUUCUACUCUCAACUGGCCUCCAAUCUCUCCCCCACUCGAGUUCGAUUCGCAUAUCUCAUUCUGGUUGUGUCAUACAUCGCAACGGCAUUGAACAUCCUGUUGUCCUGCCAGCCAUUUCACAAGUACUGGCAAAUUAACCCGGACCCGGGCAAUAUAUGCAAUCCAAGUAACUCCCGCGUGUGGGUUCUCGUCACCGUCAUCCUGAACAUCCUUACGGAUGUCUACCUGCUCUGCAUCCCACUUCCCCUCCUUUGGACGGUCAACAUCGACUUGAGGCGAAAGAUCCCUCUCAUGGCCCUCUUUUCCGGCGCUACAUUCGUCAUGAUCGCCGGUAUCAUUCGCGCAGUUACGAUCAUGAGCAACAGUCCCAACGGCGCUUUGGAAGGCUCUAAAUGGGCCUGUCGUGAAACCUUCGUCUCAAUCAUCGUCUCCAAUCUACCCAUCAUCCAACCGAUUAUCCGAAAGGGUUGCAGAAAGAUCGGUCUCUCGCACCUCUUCAGUUCCUCUGGCAAACAAUCUCAAUCGUACCCGCUCUCUAGUCGAGGUCUGAACACCCUGACCAACCGCGCUGAGCGCGACACCAAGAAGAGUAAAAACAACUCCGCUGCGCCAUCACAUCUGCAGGCUUCUGCCUGGGGCAGUGACGAGCAUAUCCUCUCUCACGAAGUGCCCGGCGCGAAGGGCAUCACUGUCGUUUCGGAAACGGUCGUGCAGAGCGAGCCAUGGGCUAUGGAGGAGGGGACUGCAUCAGGCCCCGGUCCUUCGACAUCACCUCCAAAGGAAUGGAUGAGUCCAGUGCGUCGAUGA